AUGCGAGAGGAAGCAAUUUUCAGAUCUGCGGACAUGACUUAUGUGCAGCUAUACAUUCCUUUGGAACUAUCUAGAGAGAUAGUGUGCCUUCUUGGGAACCUUGGAAAUGUGAUGUUCCGGGACUUGAAUGUAGAUUUGAGUGCAUUCCAGCGUGGCUACAUUACCCAAAUUCGUAAGUUCGACGAUCUUGAAAGACUGAUAAACUAUAUGGACGAGGUGACCCAGAAAUAUAGCCAAGAAACUUGGAAAUACACGGUACACAGUGAUAUUGAUAACUCAACCCAACAUCCGAGUUUGAGCCUACUUAUGUCUACGAUGCAAACUCAUUCUCUUGACACCAUAAGCGAUCUGGCGUCUGAAAUUACGGAAUUCGAGACACGAGUUCGUCAAUUGGAUGACUCGCUGAAGAAUUUGCAUAGAAGGUUGAAUCUCCUCAUAGAGCAUCGGCAUACCGCUUAUGAGUGCCAAAGGUACUUGGAGGUGAAUCCUGGGGUUUCAGGGCGAGCUGCAAGGGAGCAAGAAGGGUCGCGACUCAGUGUCGAUGAAUUCCAGCUUGACUCCGAUGAGAUAAGCGAAACGCUGAGCAGCACAUUUUCUUUUGAUGAUGGCGCAAAUGGUGAUAGCAACCUAAUUUCGCUGAACGCGGCGCCAAGAGCCGAAUUGACGUCUGCAGAACUAGAAGAGGGUUUUCGUAUUCGGACUACAAUUAUCGGCUCCAUCAGUAGGAUUAAGGUCGAAACUUUAAAUAAAAUCCUAUUCAGGAUUUUAAGAGGCAAUUUGUUUUUUCACAAUAUUCCCAUUACUGAGCCACUGUUAGAGAACGACCAACCGGUAGAGAAAGAUUGCUUUAUAGUUUUCACUCAUGGCGAAGUGCUUCUUGGAAAGGUUCGGAAGGUAGUUGAGUCCUUGAAUGGUACUAUUUUCCCUACCAACGAAGCAAGCUCCACAGUCCAAAACCUCAAUGCUCAAAUCACUGAUCUGCAACAAAUUUGUCAAACGACAGAGCAAACUCUCUACACCGAGCUUCUGAUAGUUUCUGACCAACUUCCAAUGUGGAAAGCGGUCGCCCGAAGGGAAAAGCUCAUUUACGCAUCGCUAAAUCUAUUCCGCGAAGAAUCACAGGGGCUGGUAGCAGAGGGCUGGAUUCCGUCCAGCGAUUUGGUUGCUGUUUCGAAUGCUUUGAAGAAUCAUAGUGAAAGUAUUGGAUCUGAAAAUAGCGCCGUGGUGAGUGUAAUAAAAACCAAUAGAAAGCCACCGACUUACCACAGAACCAACAAAUUCACUUAUUCUUUUCAGGCAAUUGUGGACGCCUAUGGGGUGGCAACCUACAAGGAAGUAAAUCCAGGCCUUGCGACCGUUGUGACAUUCCCCUUCAUGUUCGCGAUCAUGUUUGGAGACGCAGGCCACGGAGCAAUCCUGUUUAUGAUUGCUCUAUACUUGAUCUUCAAUGAACGAGAAUUUUCGAGAAGCCAAAACGGCGAGAUUUUUGACAUGGCGUUUUCAGGACGCUACGUUAUACUAUUGAUGGGCUUUUUUUCAAUAUACACAGGUCUACUCUACAAUGACAUCUUUUCUCUAUCAAUGACGUUUUUUAAAUCAGGAUGGGAAUGGCCGUCAGACUUUAAGGCCGGAGAUGCUAUCGAGGCAGUUAAAUCAGGAGUAUAUCCAUUUGGUAUUGAUUAUGCUUGGCAUGGCACGGAAAACAACCUGAUCUUUACCAACUCUUAUAAAAUGAAGUUGUCGGUUUUGAUGGGAUUUAUUCAUAUGACGUAUUCGCUUCUAUUUUCUUUGGUGAACUUCAGGUACUUCCACUCAAGAGUUGAUAUAGUCGGGAACUUUUUACCAGGACUAAUUUUUAUGCAAUCCAUAUUUGGCUACCUUACUUGGUCGAUUAUCUAUAAGUGGACGAAGGAUUGGGUAAAGGACGAGAAGGUGGCACCAGGACUUCUAAACAUGCUAAUCAAUAUGUUUCUAGCUCCAGGAGUUGUUGACGAACCUCUUUUCCGUGGCCAAGCAUUUUUGCAGGUUCUCUUCCUAUUAGCAGCUCUUGUUUGUGUGCCUUGGUUGCUUCUUUACAAACCUUUAAAAUUAAGAGCUCAAAACAGAAAUGCCAUUUCCCAAGGCUACCAAAACAUUCACGAGCAGACAGUGACAGAGAGUAUACUGGUGUCUCAGGAAAAUGCAGGCGAAGAUGUGGUCGUAACAGACUACCAUGAAGAGCAUUCCGGCUCCUUUGAAUUCGGAGAUGUUAUGAUACAUCAAGUGAUACAUACGAUUGAGUUUUGUUUGAACAGCAUAUCUCACACAGCAUCCUACUUACGAUUGUGGGCCUUGUCUCUUGCACAUGCCCAACUGUCUAGCGUCUUGUGGUCAAUGACGAUUGCUAAUUCUUUUAGCUCGAAGAACCCAGGGUCUCCACUUGCUGUCAUCAAGGUUGUUUUCUUGUUUGGGAUGUGGUUUGUGUUGACAGUGUGCAUCUUAGUACUCAUGGAAGGAACUUCGGCCAUGUUACACUCUUUACGCUUACACUGGGUCGAGGCAAUGUCCAAGUUUUUUGAGGGUGAGGGCUAUCCAUAUGAACCUUUUACUUUCCAACACGUCGAUCAAGUAGAACCUUGA
Lachancea nothofagi CBS 11611 is the source of this 2619-nucleotide messenger RNA. NCBI's taxonomy places the organism in Eukaryota, Fungi, Ascomycota, Saccharomycetes, Saccharomycetales, Saccharomycetaceae. The record is from the annotation of a GenBank genome assembly.